CUUUCGUCGUUCGGUCCGGUCUGGUCGCGAAAAAAGUGAAAAUCGACGAUUGUGGAAAAAUUUGCGUCUCAUUCCGGGAAGUACCGGUGGAAUCUGUGUUAUCGUUACGUUUCGGUAACACUUCAGGAAUUUCUUAGGGAGAAUUCUUCUGAAAGUCCUCCAUGAAAUCCAUCGUAGUCCUCCGGGAAAUCCAAUGAGAAGUCCUCCAUGAAAUCCUCCGCGAAAUCGUUCAUGAAAUUCUGCGGGAAGUCCUCCAGGAAAUUCUUCGCGAUGUCCUUCAAGAAAUUCUGCGUGAAGUCCUACAAGAAAUCCUUCGGGUUAAAUGCUAAUUUCACCAGGGAUUGAGAUCAACGGAGAAAAUUUAAUGUACCUGUCCGACCAGGAGAAUGCUUACGAGAUGACGAGAGAAACAUAACAUUCGUUUCGGCUUUUGGGUAAGGAGAAACUGAAAUACCGUAAAAGGGUCCCCAGAAUGAAGAGCGCAGCAGCGAGUUUUAACAGUAAGUCAAAGCCUGCCGCUGCCACUGCGCUAACCAUGCUGGAUGGACCGGAACCUCACCGAAGUUGCAACAGCUUAGAACGCCGAUAUCCGAGGAGCAGCAAAGAUGUUUGCGAACGCAAAUCUAUGGGCAGCCCGCAAGCUGUCGUGUCGUUCGGGAGUGAAAUCUACGAUGCCGGAUGCCUGAAAUUAAUCAACGAACAAUCCACCUCUACGUUGGCUGGGUCUUACGUACACAGCAAGGAGAAGAAUAAAAAACCCUUGGCAGUGGGCUCUGGUCAACCACUACAAGCAAGCAGGCCCUAUCAAAGCGACCGUGUGUCACUCAAAGCGCACAGCAACCGCAUAGCACAGUCGUCAGUCGUGCGAGUUAUUAUUCAUCGAAGCUUGCACAGGACUUCACAGGACGCCUCUGGAAAAAGGAGCAUCACAAGGAAUGUUCGUUGGAUGCUUUGCCGAUACGGCCACGGUUAG
Messenger RNA from Armigeres subalbatus, 973 nucleotides. RefSeq lists its product as uncharacterized. Lineage: Eukaryota; Metazoa; Arthropoda; Insecta; Diptera; Culicidae. The coding region runs from base 473 to 973 and encodes 166 amino acids. The record is from RefSeq and is a predicted model, not a curated record. The transcript is spliced from 2 exons.